GGAAGAAGAAAAAGAAGACCCAUCAACUCCUAUCUCCUCUUUGCUUUGCUUUACAUCUAAGACCUUAGGGUGGUCCCACUUUUCCACCCCUGUUUGCUUCUUCAAGAAAUUUCCAUGAUAAGAACUCUCUUGUAACUCCCACUCUUCUUGUGCUAUCCAAUUUUUCAGAUUUUCUCCAAAACCCCAUGAAGGAUUUUAUCAUGAUUUAAAACCCAAGCCAGCACAUACAAGAACAUCUCUCAGGUACUCAAGUUCUCUUUUGUUUCUGCUUGAAACUUAUUUAUGACAUUAUUUUCCUUUUUACCAAGCAAGAAAUUGAUAAACUUUGUCUGAUCUUAUCAUCCUAAUCUUUCCAAGUAGCUUGAAUUUUCUAUUACAAUCUUGAGGUCCUAAGUUUCUUCUUGGUUGAAUUUGAUUGUUCAAGGGAGUGAAUUUGGCCUAUUUGAUUUCCUACAUCUUCUGAAAAUUGUUCUUUUUUUAUGGAUCAACUACUUGCUUGCUUAGAGAAAAGAGAAUUAUGAAACAAAUGCUAGUGGAAUUAGUACCAGAGAGCCAAUACAGAUAUCCCAUGGGGUUUGUUGGUAGCCCACAAUCCUGGGUUCCAUAUGAUAACAUUAAAGACUGUUCUCAAGGUUUUUGCAGUCUAUAUUGCCCACAGUGGUGCUACAUCAUCUUUCCUCCUCCCCCUCCCUAUGAAUUUCCAGAUGAAAGUGGAGGCCCAAACUUCUCCCCUCUAGUUAUCGCGAUCAUUGGAAUUUUGGCUAGUAUUUUCCUUCUUGUAAGCUACUACACCCUCAUCUCUAAGUAUUGUGGUAGGAACAGGAAUUCAGUGAGGAGAGGAGGAAAUCAGGAUCCAAGUGAAGAAUUUGAUGAGAACCAGGAUCCUUUAAGCAGUGAACCAUGGCAAACCUCUACAAGAGGAUUAGAUGAGGCCUUGAUCAAGUCCAUCACAGUAUGUAAGUACAAGAAGGGAGAUGGGUUGGUUGAAGGAACAGAUUGUUCAGUCUGUCUCAAUGAAUUUCAAGAAGAUGAAAAUCUAAGAUUGUUACCCAAGUGUAGCCAUGCCUUUCACCCUACUUGCAUUGAUACAUGGCUAAAAGCUCACUCUAAUUGCCCUUUAUGUCGUGCAAAUAUCGUGAUAGCGGAUCCAUUGCCGCUUCAGUUACUGUCUCCAGUCCAUGAAAGUUCAACAGAAGGCAGGCCUUCAACAGAAAGGCGGCGAGAGAAUGAUACAUUAGUUGCUGAAGAAAAUCCAGAAAGGAGUGGUGGAGAAGAGGAUAGCCAGGGGAGGGAUGCUGUUCCGAAGACCCCCUUACGGAGUUCAAGCGAUUUGGGGCAAUCAGAGGAGAAUGAUACCAUAAUUGAGAUUAGAGAUGAAGGCACUCAACAGAUUAGACAUUCAGUUUCAAUGGACCACCCAUGUCAAACUCACAUUUCCAUAGCUGAUAUACUGGGAAUGGAUCAGGAUGAUCAUGACUCUGAAUUGGAGGAUCACCACGAGUUUCGGACAGAGGAUGUCGGAUCAUCAUCAAAACAUUGCAAGUCUAACAGUAGAACCAGGGUCUUGCAUUGUGUUAUAAGUCCCACUGCCAUGAAGAGAUCAUUCUCAAGUGGGAGAGUGUUUUUUGCCAGGCAUGGAAGGUGAAGGAAUACAAAAAUGCUGAUGUGAAAGUAAAGUACAGUACAGUAAAAUAACAGGUUUCUUUUGAUUGCUGAAAUCAUGAGCAAGAGCAACAAAAAGAUUAGAGAUCUUUGGAGUAGAAACAUUAGAAUGAUAGAUGAAGUCUCUCAGUGUGAAAAUCUUUCAUCAAUAGAGUUUGUCUUCCUAUAUUGGAAUUCUGUUUCAUAGAGUUUUGACUCAAAUAUGGGGGCACUUUGGUUGUAAAUUUUGGUUCUCUGCUUUGUGGGUUUACUGACCCAAAUGAGGUUUGGAUGCAAUGGCUUCCAUGGUUAGUGAUUUUUCUUUUAUUCAGUCA
Molecule: messenger RNA, 1976 nt
Organism: Macadamia integrifolia
Lineage: Eukaryota; Viridiplantae; Streptophyta; Magnoliopsida; Proteales; Proteaceae
Product: RING-H2 finger protein ATL51-like
Exons: 1
Coding region: 518-1645 (375 amino acids)
Biological process (GO): protein ubiquitination
Molecular function (GO): transferase activity
Source: RefSeq, a predicted model, not a curated record